UGGAGGGCGCGGAGCCAGAUGGUCAACUGACAGGUUGAUUUAAAUAUAAUGCAGCAGAUGUCAGCAGGUGUGUGUGUGUGUGUGUGUGUGUUUCCAGCAGGUACAAUUCCCCCUCCACUUCCAGCAGAGCCCAUUCAACAUCCACCACUCCAGUUAUUAAUACUCUGCAGUGUAGUGUGUUGUGAUACUCUAGAAUAGACCAGUGUCAAGAUGGUCUGCCGUCACAUCUUGCUAUCUUUGGUUGCAGUUUAUGUUUAUGCUUCCGAGUAUCACAGUAUUGUAGAAAAAGUCGUUUAUAAAUACCCUGGAAAAAUACGCGGGGACUGGGAGUUACCAGAGUGUGGUACACACAGCGUGUGUGGAGUGAUGAGACUGAGGUUCUGGCAGUCCCCCACUAUCUAUCGUCUGUGUCGUUGUGUGCAAGGAGACGAGUGUCCCUGGCGAUGGGGUAACAGUACGGACCAGUACAGCAUGCCUCUUGACAAUCGGUCCCAGCUUAAGUUUUGUCAGCGAGUGACGGAGCUGGGGCAAUGCUCGGACAAGCGUAGUGGGAUGGUGGAGUCAUCACACUACGAGGGAGACGUACACAACUUGACCACAGAUGCACUGUGUCAUUGUCACUGGCCAGCCUACUGGCAACUGCACCGUCACUACUACCGCAACCUACACAACGGCACAAUAGACAACAUAAACUACUUCCGCUGUGCCAAGAUGGGUAAAUGUCGUGUCAAUGAGUUCUGCGGCCACAUAGUCGCUGACACUUUCUCCACAUACCAGAGGUGUUCCUGUCCUGUCGGCUCAUUGUGUCUCAACCGAGACCGGACAAUACGCAAUGCAACUGAGCUUAUGUACUCCGGCCCAACGUACCGUGCCUACUGCCUACCUCUCAAUCCCUAACACCUACAAAAGCUACUAGCAUGAGUCACACAAUACAAAUAUUGUCAAAAUAGUGUAUUUCAAAGGUGUCAUAAUAAUAUGCUGUCGAAUACUGUAUUAGAUAUAGAGUACCAAAGUAUGUGUAUGUGUUAUGUAUAUUUGUCAAAUGUGUAGGAUUUUUUUGUAUUUAUUAACCUAUUUAUGAGUGUAAAAUGUUAAUUAGUUGAAAUGUUGAUUGUUUUUCUAUUGUGACAUAACAACUAGGGCUUAGACCAUGAGAACAGUCUGUAAAAGAAAAAUGAUUUUUACGAACUAAAUUUUAAUGUAAUUCUGGCCAAUAUAGGAGUUAUAAAUUUCUUGCACAUUUUAGUAUGAUGAAAUACCCUAACAUUCGGAUCUUGUAGCUUACUUAUAAAAUUUUUUUAAAGCUUUUUAAAAAGUUUUAAGCAUUUGUGAAAACCAAAAAUAUAGUAGACAACUUUUUAAAUUAAAGAAAUAGGCCUGCACUAUAAUUCUUGCUCAAAUUAAAAACUGAACAGCAAAUAAUUCUAAUCUUUUCAUAUUGAUUAUAUAUAUUUACUGAAUGACAGGCUUAAAGCCAAAUCGAUAACCUGGGUCUAUAAAUAAUUCAACUGAGCUAAUAGAUCAUAUUAUGACGGUUUACUCAACAACUCCUCAAAGUAUCUUAGCAGAUUAAAUAUUGAUGUAUAUUGAUGU
Messenger RNA from Macrosteles quadrilineatus (aster leafhopper), 1593 nucleotides. RefSeq lists its product as uncharacterized. NCBI's taxonomy places the organism in Eukaryota, Metazoa, Arthropoda, Insecta, Hemiptera, Cicadellidae. The transcript is spliced from 4 exons. The coding region runs from base 211 to 897 and encodes 228 amino acids. The record is from RefSeq and is a predicted model, not a curated record.